UCUCUCGCCUCAUCAAACGAACGGGAGUGCGAGCGAGUAAAGAUCGAGUUUUGCUCCUUUUGCUUUGCUUGAUCGAAUUGUUGGGAUUCGAUCGGUCAUCGGUGAUUCUUGCAGCCGUUUUGUGCUUCUCGUGGAGAAGGGGGGGGGGAAUAAACAAAUGGCUGCGGUGGCGGAGAAGGCGAUCGGGUCCGAGGAUCAGUUCAUGCGCCACCAGAUGCCGCCGCCGGCAGACGGGGCGGAGGCGGAGUACCAGAGCGAGGUGCGGGAGCUGGUGGAUUUGCUCUCCAAAUUGAACCCAGCCGCCAAGGAGUUCGUCCCUUCUUCUAACCCUGCCCCCGCCGCCCGGCUGUCGGCAGUGACGCCCUUUUUUAUGGCCUCGGGUGGUUUCUAUAGUAAUGGUCUGCUUUGCAAUCUUGAUGGUGGUAUGGAUUCGAUCAGCGAUGGGUCAUCGAAUAAUCAGCCGAAUCGCAGAAGAAGAUAUGGUCAUAACCAGGGGCUAAGGAGGAUGAACGAUAGACUUUGGAAAGCUGAGAGGGAAGAAAGCGUUAAGCGAACUGUAUAUAUUUCUGAUGUUGAUCGUCAUGUGACUGAAGAGAAGCUUGCUGAAAUAUUUGCUACAUGUGGACAAGUGGUGGAUUGCCGAAUUUGCGGUGACCCUCACUCGGUGAUGCGAUUUGCCUUUAUAGAGUUCUCGGAUGAGGAUGGUGCAAGGACAGCUCUAAAUCUUGGUGGAACUAUGCUUGGUUAUUAUCCAGUCAAAGUCUUACCUUCAAAGACUGCAAUUAUGCCCGUGAACCCAAAACUUCUUCCUAGGUCCGAAGAUGAAAAGGAAAUGGUCAUAAGAACAGUUUACUGUACAAACAUCGAUAAAAAGGUUACUCAGCCACAAGUCAAAGCUUUCUUUGAACAAUCCUGUGGUGAGGUUUCUCGUCUGAGGCUUCUUGGUGACAACAUACACUCGACACGUAUUGCAUUCGUCGAGUUUGCCCAGGCAGAAAGCGCGAUCUCAGCUCUCAACUGUAGCGGCGUGGCUUUGGGAGGUCUCCCGAUCAGGGUGAGUCCGUCGAAGACGCCGGUGAGGCCGCGAUCAACCUGACGUGGAGAAGUCGGUGUGGUGAUGACCGAGAGAGAGAGAGAGAGAGAGAGAGAGAGCUCACAAUUCCAAGGGCUGAUCUGCCGUUCUGGACUUCUGGUCUGAGGCAACCGGGGCAUGAUCCUCUUCUUCUUUGUGCCUGUUGGCUGGAAGAAACCCAAGAAACUUGGAAGUUCUUUAGCUAAUCGUAUCUGUUUGGAUCGGUAGGAGGUUGGCUGCCUGCCCGUGUUAUGGUUUGCUGCAUGUUGAAUGUGUUAGAGCUUUUAUUACAAAAAAACUAACCUCAAAAUUAUCCUCUUUUUUUCUUUUUCUGAA
Molecule: messenger RNA, 1408 nt
Organism: Musa acuminata AAA Group (dessert banana)
Lineage: Eukaryota; Viridiplantae; Streptophyta; Magnoliopsida; Zingiberales; Musaceae
Product: polyadenylate-binding protein-interacting protein 11
Exons: 10
Coding region: 158-1096 (312 amino acids)
Molecular function (GO): RNA binding
Source: RefSeq, a predicted model, not a curated record